This is a messenger RNA of Ictalurus punctatus (channel catfish), 3616 nucleotides long. Its product is annotated as vomeronasal type-2 receptor 1. Gene Ontology annotation, biological process: G protein-coupled receptor signaling pathway. The record is from RefSeq and is a predicted model, not a curated record. The transcript has 6 exons. Gene Ontology annotation, molecular function: G protein-coupled receptor activity; olfactory receptor activity. NCBI's taxonomy places the organism in Eukaryota, Metazoa, Chordata, Actinopteri, Siluriformes, Ictaluridae. Bases 265 to 3090 code for a protein of 941 amino acids. Gene Ontology annotation, cellular component: membrane.
GGUGUUUCUCGCUCCUCGUGUUAAUGACGUGUUUUGCUGCAGUCUGUCCUCACGUCUCUCUCGGUGUGUGUGUGUGUGUGUGUGUGUGUGUGUGUGUGUGUGUGUUGAUGUUUUGAUCUACCUGUCUGCUCUCCCACGAGGUGUGAUGGGUGAAUGAAGCGUUACUAACCUUUCCAAACACCUGUAGACACCAAACAGCCUUAUGUCUGUGUGUGUGUGUGUGUGUGUGUGUGUAAUACUGUAAGCUUCUCUCAGUAAAAUAACAUGAAAUUGAGGGGAUUUCAGGUGAAAUGGGGUGUGCGGAUGUGGGUGUGUGUGCUGGGGCUUUUUGUGGCGGCCGCUGUGGGAGAACAGAGCUGCAAACUCAAGGCCAAGUUUAACCUGAUGGGCUACAAGAACGUGGAGAAGAAGAAGGUGGUGAUCGGGGGGAUGUUCUCCGUGCACAACCGGCUCGCCGACACCAACACCAACACCUCGUCCAACCCGGUGUCGUCCGGCUGCGAAGGGUUUAAUUUCCGUACUUUCCGCUGGACGCAGACGAUGCUGUUCGCCAUCAAUGAGAUCAACAAAAGGCAGGACCUGCUGCCCAACACUGACCUCGGAUAUGUCAUCUACGACUCAUGCUUCACCAUCUCCAAAGCUGUGGAAGGAACUCUGACCUACCUGACGGGUCAGGACGAGGCUGUGCCCAACUACCGCUGUGGGAACGGGCCUCCUCUCGCCGCCAUGGUGGGAGCAGGGGGAUGUGACCUCUCCGUCGCUACGGCUCGAAUCCUCGGCCUUUACUACUUCCCACAGGUGAGCUACUCGUCUUCGUGUUCAGUCCUGGAGAGCAGGUUCCAGUACCCCACCUUCCUGCGCACCAUCCCGAGCGACGAGCACCAGUCGGUGGCCAUGGCUCAGCUGGUGCUGCAUUUCGGCUGGACCUGGGUGGGCGCCAUCGCUUCGGACGACGAUUACGGCAAAUACGGCAUCAAGCGUUUCAAAGAGGUCGUAGAGGAGGCGGGCGUGUGCAUCUCCUUUUCCGAGACGCUACCCAAGUUCACCGCUCCUGACACCAUCAACCGCAUCGUCCGCACCAUCAUGGACUCCACAGCCAAGAUCAUCGUAGUGUUCUCAUCUGACGUGGAUCUGGCUCCGCUGGUGGAACAACUGCUACUCAACAACGUCACUAACCGCACGUGGAUCGCCAGCGAGAACUGGAUUACGUCUGCGCUCAUCGCCCGCCAGCCCAACGUUAUGUCCAUGCUGGGUGGAACGAUCGGCUUCGCCAUAACUCGGGCAGACAUCCCGGGCCUCCUUGAGCACCUUAUUAACAUCGACCCCUACCAGGACAAGUUGACUGAGGAGUUCUGGCAAACAGCCUUCAACUGCACGCUCAGUUACAGCCGAGCGCUGAGCGCCGCCCGCGCACAGCUGGCCACAGAGGUAGGCAACGCAACAGCGUCACGGGUAGCAGCCAGAUUGGCACCGCAAGGCUUGUGCACUGGGAAGGAACGUCUGCUGGAACUCAAUAACACGUAUUCGGACGUGUCCCAGUUGAGACUGACAUAUAACGUGUAUAAAGCCGUGUACGCAGUAGCCUACGCCCUGCACAACCUGGAGUACUGCGUGCCCGGGAAAGGACCUUUUGUCGGAGGCACGUGUGCUGACAUCACCAACUUUGAGCCUUGGCAACUGAUGUACUACUUGAAAAACCUGCGCUUCAGCGUCCCCUACACCAGAGAGCAGAUAUCCUUCAACGAUGGUGAAGUGCCUGGGUUUUAUGAGAUCCUUAACUGGCAGAGGGCUUCAGAUGGAGGAGUCACAUACGUCCAUAUCGGACACUACAACAGCACCGCUGCCGCUGGUGAAAAGCUGCACAUCGUCAACUCCUCCAUCAUAUGGCAUAACGACAGGCUGCAGACGCCGCGCUCGGUGUGUAGCGAGAGAUGCCAACCCGGCACACGUAUGGGCAUCCGGCAGGGAGAACCCGUCUGCUGCUUCGACUGCAUCCCGUGUGCUGACGGAGAGAUUUCCAACACAACAGACGCCAGAGGCUGCAUUCAGUGUGGUGAGGAUUUCUGGUCCAACGCCAACCGUGACGCCUGCGUGCCCAAGACCAUCGAGUUCCUGGACUUCAGUGAGGCUCUGGGUAUCACACUGAUCGUCAUCUCGGUUUUUGGCGCUCUCCUGACCAUCAUGGUGGCCAUCGUGUUCCUAAAAUACCUAAACACACCCCUGGUGCAGGCCAACGACGCGCUGCUGAGCUUCACGCUGCUGCUGGGGCUGGUGGUCACGUUCCUCUGCUCCAUCGUGUUCCUGGGUGAGCCACGGCUCUGGUCCUGCAUGACCAGCCAGGUGGCGCUGGCGCUCGGCUUCGCCCUGGCUCUGUCGUCCCUCAUGGGCAAAUCGUCUUUGCUUAUGCUCAGAGCGAGAGCCAUCAAAGCCAUGAGGGUGGCAGCUAAAGCGGCCAAAGCGGCGGCCGCCGCCUCCGAGCAGAGCGGUGACACGGCGGCCAUCGCCCCGGCCAUACCCCAGAAAAACGACAUCGAUCCGAUCAAACCUCCUCAACAGAGGACCAUGAUGAUCGUUUGCACGCUGAUCCAAGCCGUAGCCUGCACCGUGUGGCUCAUCCUGCUCCCGCCUCGUCCCGUGAAGAACACGGCCGCCCAGAACAUCAAGAUCAUCCUGGAGUGCGAUCCGGGCAACAUCAUCUUCAUCUGCUGCAUUUUCGGCUACGACGUGCUCCUGGCGCUGAUGGCGUUCGUGUUCGCCUUCGUGGCGCGCCGGCUCGAGGACCACUUCAACGAGGGCAAGUGCGUCACCUUCGGCAUGCUGGUGUUCUUCAUCGUCUGGAUCUCCUUCGUCCCCGCUUACCUGAGCACGCGUGGAAAGUUCAUGGUGGCCGUGCAGAUCUUCGCCAUCCUGGCUUCCAGCUUUGGCUUGCUCGCGUGCAUCUUCCUGCCCAAGUGCUACGUCCUACUAGUCAAACCCGACAGGAACAAGGAGGAGUUGAUGGUGCCCAGGGCCAAACGGCCUGAAUCUGGAGCGACCGGAACGUCCGCGUCACUCGGCACCAACGGCCCGAUCUCCACCAUAGACGGAUGACCCGCGUUUCUACAGCUAAUAACCAGAACAUUCAUUCUUUAAAUUUAACACAAAUCGCAAGAGAACGGACAGAAAAAAACAAAUCCCUCUAAAUCAGCGUAAGACGAAGUAAAAACGUAGAGACUGCAAACGACAAACUAAAAUUCCUGGAUGUUAUUAAGUGCGCACAGCAGAAAGAUUCACGCUAACGCUUUUCUCCUCGGUACUAUACUCUCACGUAAACGCCGCCACUGUCUCGUCUCGCCUUCUCGGUAAAAACGACGUUAGAGCGCUUCCAUCCUAUUUAUUGGAUUGUAUUUUUGUGAAACGAAUGUUAACAUCGUUCGUUUUUAUUUACAUAUCAUUAGAAUAUCGUUUUUUUUUUUCAUUUGUGUUGAGUAAUAACAUCGAGGCGGAUCAUUUAAUCGUCUUAACACAGAAUAUCCACCUGUAUUUCGCACAAUAUGAGUAAUACGACAGAUAUUUAUUUCAUCCUGUUGCCGAUUUCAGAAAUUGAUUGUUACCUUUUUGCCCCCUUUUGAAUGAA